AUGGCCUCGGUAGUACCUGUACCUGUAGUGACAGCAGCUGAAGACGGAAUUCGAGAAUUUCUCGCCACGACGUGCGGAGCGCCCUCUGCAGACGCCCACAUCUCCGCCGCGGACUUGAUCUCCUCUUGUCGUGAUGAUUAUGGUCGAGGAGGUCACAACACAGUAUUAUUUUUGCCGGUCGCGACGCAAGGCGGCUGUUCGUAUACCGUUGUUGUUGUCGUCGUCGUCAGCAGCAGCAGCAGCAGGAGCAGCAGCACGGAUCCUGGCGCAUCCCGACUCGUGCUUCAGCUGAGAAGCCUUCGAUAUGCUGUUGUGGGUGCCAUUUUACGAGACGCGGCACGAAUUUUUCCUCGGUGGGCGCCGAAGUUGAUCAGAGAUGAGAUUUUGGCGCUGGGUGGUGGUUAUUUGGGUGAUGGGGGGAUGAUGAUACAAGUUUUGGAAAUGUCUUUUGUGGGUGGGAUGAAGUUUGAUGAUGUUGUUGGUAUGGUACAUGAGAAGAUGCUGGGUGAAGUGGUGCUCUCCAAGUUGGAAAAUCUGCUUGGCGAUAUGGCCAGCUUCUUUGCGACUGCCUAUUACGAGGGGAUCAAACACGAGAAGAAGGAGGAGGAGGAGGAGGAGAAGGAUGAGAGCGACGAAGAGAACAGAAGAUCAUGGCAAAAGCAUAAAUGUACUGGCAUAAUCGGAUCUUCCAUCCCCCAACGACUGCAAUCCUUGGAACAACAUCUCCCUUCCCCAGAACUCCGCCACAUCGCACACAUUUCCCGUCAAUCGUAUGCGCAAGGCACAUUGGACAUGUUACCAAUCGUGCUCAACCACGGAGAUUUGUUGCCGUGCAAUCUUCUCGUGGAUCCCUCCACAUGGCAUCUCACGGGUGUGGUGGAUUGGGCUGAAGCGGAAUAUUUGCCGUUUGGAAUGACUCUCUAUGGGAUUGAGCAUCUGUUGGGUGGAUACAUGUAUCGGGAUAUGACAGAAAUGUCUCCCGGGGGAGAGGGCGGGGGCGGGAAGGAUAGUGCUAGUUUUGUGUUUUAUCAGGAAGCGAAUAUGUUGCGUGAGAUGUUCUGGAAUCAGUUACUUGGUCGGGUUCAUGUGUUUCGCAGAAGCGACAUGUGGCACGCCAUGUGCUUGUCACGUACGAUUGGGAUUCUCUUGUGGCAUGGAAUUGCGUGGGAUGGUGGGAAGAGGGACCGUGUCGUGGAUUAUCAGCGUGAUGGGGAGGAAGUGUCGUGUCUGGAGCAAAUGCUGGGAGUUACUUCUUCUUCUUCUUCGUCACAGUCGAGUAGUGGGCAGGCAGUCUGCGCUGUACAAGACGCAUUUUUAGGGUAA
Messenger RNA from Sphaerulina musiva SO2202, 1323 nucleotides. RefSeq lists its product as uncharacterized. Lineage: Eukaryota; Fungi; Ascomycota; Dothideomycetes; Mycosphaerellales; Mycosphaerellaceae. The record is from RefSeq and is a predicted model, not a curated record. Bases 1 to 1323 code for a protein of 440 amino acids. The transcript has 2 exons.